ACUACUGGGAAAACAGAAUCGGUGGACUCCUGUUAUCGUACAGAGCUCAGCUUCCACAGUAACUGCCUCCUCUCCAGCUACACGUCAGCCCUCGACACACCUGUCCUCCCGCCAGCUUCCAGGAAAAAUUACCCCAACAGGUAGACCACAUCCACAGUAAACAUGGGCUGCUUCGGGUUCCUCAAAUUCAUGAUGUUUAUCUUCAACGGCCUCAUCUUUGUGGCGGGGGCUGCCCUCCUGGGCGUGGGUAUCUGGGUGAAGGUGGACAGUAGCUCCAUCAUGGGUCUACUCAACAGUAUGGAAGGGGCACCAGAGGAGCUGGGCCAGCUGCUCAACGUGGGCUACCUGCUGAUCGCCAUCGGAGUGGUGCUGGUGGUCAUCGGCUUCCUGGGUUGCUGCGGCGCCAUCAAGGAGAGCCGCUGUAUGCUCAUGCUGUUCUUCAUCAUCAUUCUGGUGAUCUUCCUGGCGGAGGUGGCCGGUGCGGUGGUGAUGUUGGUGUUCAAACCAGUGGCGAAGGAGUUGAUUGGGAAAGUGGGGGACGCCGCGAAGAAGAGUAUCGUCAAAGAAUACGGCUCCAAUAUUGACGUCACCCAACUUUGGAACUCGACCAUGGAUGCGCUGGAAUGCUGUGGAUUCUACAACUACACCGACUUCACAAACUCGACAUACUUCACUGACAACAAAGUCUACCCGAGCCAGUGCUGCCAGCAGGGGUCGCCGCUCUGCACUGAAACUGAAGCAUCCAACAACGCGACAUCAAUAACUGGUUGCUUCCCGAAGAUUGUGCAGCUUAUUGAGGACAACUCGGUUGCGAUUAUUGGGGUCGCAUUGGGAAUCGCUGCUCUAGAGCUCCUUGCCAUGAUCGUCGCCAUGACCCUCUACCGUAAGAUCGGUUCAAAGAAUGGAUGACGGACUGACCUAGUUCUAACCAAAUGAUUCUUCCUUGAUCACAGCAAUGAGUAGUGGACUUUGUGCAAUCAGUAGACUUAUCCUGCUCAUCGCCAAUGGCAUGAACUUAAAUUAGUUUUAGAUUGUUUUUGUUUGUAUACCAAAUCUAAUUGAUGCCUCGAAUUAAUAUCUGUAUUUAUUUAGGAUAGCGCUACACUUGAAAGCGAUUAGGCUCACAUUUCUCACACUCGCUUCCGUUAAGGACUUCUGUCUUUGGUUUACACUGUUCAGAAAUUCCUGUGGAUUAACCAAACUAUUUUUAAAACAGAACACUGUGGUUUAAAUCUUUUGUAUUCAGAUUACUGUAUAAAUGCCCGGAAGGUUAUUUUGACGUUAUUUUAAUGUUAUGGUGACAAGGAUUUUGAAAUAAAGUGAAGUUUAUUUCUCUA
This is a messenger RNA of Gadus macrocephalus (Pacific cod), 1337 nucleotides long. It is a transcript of the gene tspan34b, whose product is annotated as tetraspanin 34b. Gene Ontology annotation, cellular component: membrane. Bases 163 to 909 code for a protein of 248 amino acids. The record is from RefSeq and is a predicted model, not a curated record. Lineage: Eukaryota; Metazoa; Chordata; Actinopteri; Gadiformes; Gadidae. The transcript is spliced from 8 exons.